CCGGGUGGACUCACUGCAGGCCCUCAGGCCCUGGGAGUUUCUCGGCCUGACCUUUGCCCUCCCUCCUGUUCCCGUUUGCUACAGCGGCCAGGGGAGGAGCAGCCACCAACUCAAGCCCCAGGGCACAUCUGCACUACCGCCCACCAUCUGCAGCCCAUCCCGGGGCGGGACGCUCCUGCCUCCACAGCCCCGGAGUGAGUGCCCAAAGCCAGGAGCAUCCAAGCUUUCCUGCUGCUUGCUGCACCGUCCUCUCCGGGGCUGGCCAGAGGGUGACAAGCCUGCCAGGCCGGGAGCCCGAGGCCCUCAAGCCACUCAGCACUGCUGCCUCAAGGGCCUGGGAGGGAAGGGGUGGACCCUGGGAGGUGGGUGUGGGACUCCAGCCUGGGUGGCUCUGCCUCUGGUUUGGACUGGGCCUUGGGUGAUUGAGGGUGGCCUGGCAGGAAAGAGCUGUCUGGGGGCAGAGGCCAAAGUGGGCAUGUUGGUGCUGGCCCCAGCCUGAGCAGACACACCUGACCGCUGGCCCAGGUGGCGCUCUCUUCUCAGCAGGCACAAAGGGCAUCCAAGGGCCACCUCCUGCCCCACUGGCUGCCUGGCCAUUCCUUCAGGGAGCAGCAGAGCCUCCUGCCCAGCCCAGGAGGGGCUCCCCCAGCAGGAGGGCAGGACUGGCUGCAAGUCCUUACCAGCUGAGGUCACUCCUCAACUCCUACUCACCCAGGCGCCCUGAAGUCCUGGGAGCAGUGAGGGGGGCAUAGGAGCCGGAGGCAGUGGGGGUGGGGGCCAGCAGGCAAUGCGGGUGCCUUUUAUUCGGCGUGGCACUGACCUAGGCACACUGUUCUCAUCGCCACUCCUCCACAGAACCUUCUGGAGUGGAUGUCAGUGUCUUCAUUUUACAAAGGAGAGAAAGUGAAGCUCUGAGAGGAAGUGAUUUGCCCAGGGUCGCACAUAAGAGCGGCACCUGGGAUUCCAGUCCUCCCCCCAGGGCUCCAGAGCCCUUCUCUACUUCUGACCCUGCUGAGCAUGGGCCUAUAGACGGUGGGAGCCAGACUGGAAGACUGAGUCCUGGAAAGGGGAAGUCAGUCACCAGGGGCACAUCAGGGGCAGAGUGGGGCAGGGGCGAAGUUGGCCAUGUACCCCAUGCCAGGGACCUCCCAGUCACUUGCCCCCUGCCCAGGGCUCUGCCAAAGCUGGACAGGCUAAGCCAGAGGCAAGGCAGGGGUGCCAGCCAUUUACCCAGGGCCAGAGGGAGACCAGGAGGAGGAGCCUGAGCUGGUUGGCACCUUCUCCCUAUCCAAGCUCUCCCUCCAGUCCCAAGUGACCUUUCCCCCAGAUCCCAGGGUCCAGGCCCGCCCUCAGCUGGCAGGUGUGAGCACAGAAGCAGCUGGGAUUGGUCACAGCCGGUGGAGGCGUGUCUCAGGCUCCAGCAGACCACUGGAACAGCUGAGCAGAGCAGGUGGACUGCUGAGAUAGACCAGGGACUCCAGGCAGCCACAGGCCUAUCAGACCAGGACUCUUACCCUCUAGACAUGGCCUCAGGCCCCUGCAAACCCCAGCCCCGUGGCCCUGCGAGGUUACAGACAGCCUAAACGCCACCACCACAGGGCCUGUGCCAUGCACCUGGCCCAGGCACAGAAGGCCACUGGCGCGGAGGCUGUGGAGACAGUUCCCCCAGCAGUGGACCUGGUGCUGGGUGCCUCGGCCUGCUGCCUGGCCUGUGUCUUCACCAACCCCCUGGAGGUGGUGAAGACGCGGCUGCAGCUGCAGGGGGAGCUGCAGGCCCGGGGCACCUACCCACAGCCCUACCGGGGCUUCAUGGCCUCUGUCACUGCUGUGGCCCGAGCAGACGGGCUGUGGGGCCUGCAGAAGGGGCUGGCUGCUGGCCUUCUGUACCAAGGCCUCAUGAACGGCGUUCGUUUCUACUGCUACAGCCUGGCAUGCCAGGCUGGCCUCACACAGCAACCAGGUGGCACCGUGGUUGCAGGAGCCGUGGCAGGAGCACUGGGAGCCUUCGUGGGGAGCCCUGCUUACCUGAUCAAAACACAGCUGCAAGCCCAGACAGUGGCCACGAUGGCUGUGGGACACCAGCACAAUCACCAGACUGUCCUGGGUGCCUUGGAGACCAUCUGGCGGCAGCAAGGGCUGCUGGGUCUGUGGCAGGGCGUUGGUGGGGCUGUGCCCCGAGUCAUGGUAGGCUCAGCUGCCCAGCUGGCCACCUUCACCUCUGCCAAGGCCUGGGUGCAGAAGCAACAGGGCCAGCUCUAUGGGGGCCUCACCGACUGCAUGGUGAAGAUCUGGCGGCAAGAGGGACCCCUGGCGCUCUACAAGGGCCUGGGCCCCGCCUACCUGCGCCUGGGUCCCCACACUAUCCUCAGCAUGCUCUUCUGGGACGAGCUUCGGAAACUGGCUGGGCGGGCCCAGCACCAGGGCACCUAGAUGGCGGCCCUCACUCCCACAUCCUGACAUGGCUCGGCACUUGGCCGGAAGUGAGGGCCUGCUGCAGCACAACUGGCUGUCCCAGGGCGGGCCACGGGCCCGGGCCUUGCCAGAGGCCCCAGGAGAGUGUGGACAGCUCUGGUCCACCCAGCCCCUUGGCCCACCCAGGGCCAGAGCAUCCACUCCAAAUUACCACCCAUUCUGUCUUCCAGACAAUUCUCUUCCUUCUCCAUACGGUGUACUGGGUCACCGCAUCCCAGAGCCUUACUCAGUUAUAGCAACUGCUGCAGGCAAGCACACGGCAUAGGCCCAGUAACUUACACACAUCGGCUCACUUAGGCCUCAGACAGCAGCGCGAGGCCGGCACUUUUACCUCUUUUACCAUCAGAAAGCCAAGGCUGAGAGUGGUGAUGUGGCUUUGACCACAGCCACACAAUUUUGAAGUGGCAGAGCCAGGACUGGAGCUUAGCCCUGCUCACCCCAGACCUAUGCGCUUGACAAGUGCAUGACUGUGAGAAGCCCAUGGGUCCGCACUGCUCAUAGGGGUCGCUGUGCCAUGGUGAGAGCUGGGGUGCAUCAGGAGGCUGUGGCGUUGUCACUUGCCUUAUUUGCCGGGGCAUCUAUAGCAAAGAACCACAUACGGGGCAACUUAGACAAUAGGAAUGUAUUUUCUCACGGUUCUGGAGGCUGGAUGCUGGAGACCAAGCUGUCAGCAAGCUGGUUUCUUCAGAGGCUUCUGUCCGUGGCUUGCAGAUGCCGCCUUCUCCCUGUGUCUGCACAUGGUGGUCCCUUGAUGUGCGUCUGGGUCCUGAUCUCCUCCUUUUAUAAGGACACAAAUCAUGUUGGCUUAGGACCCACCCUCAUGACCCCACUUUAAUUUUUUUUUUUUUUUUUUUGAGACGAAGUCUCGCUCUGUCACCCCAGCUGGAGUGCAGUGGCAUGAUCUCGGUUCACUGAAACCUUGGCCUCCCAGGUUCAAGCAAUUCUCCUGCCUCAGCCUCCCGAGUAGCUGGGACUACAGGCGCCCAGCACCACACCUGGCUAAUUUUUGUAUCUUUAGUAGAGACGGGGUUUCGCCAUGUUGGCCAGACUGGUCUCGAACUCCUGACCUCAAGUGAUCCACUGGCCUUAGCCUCCGAAAGUGCUGGGAUUACAGGCAUGAGCCACCUCAUUUGGCCCAAUUUUAACUUAAUUAUCUCUGUCAAGAGCCUAUCUCCAUAUGCAGUCACAUCCUGAGCUACUAGAGGGUAGGACUUCAACAUGCACAUUUGCAGGGGCCGCAGUUCAGCCACCAUCAUCUUUUUUUUUUUUUUUUUUUUUUUGAGAUGGAAUCUCGCUUUGUUGCUCAGGCUGGAGUGCAGUGGUGCAAUCUUGGCUCACCACAACCUCCACCUCCCAGGUUCAAGUGAUUCUCCUGCCUCAGCCUCCCGAGUUGCUGGGACUACAGGCGUGCACCACCAUGCCCAACUAAUUUUGCAUUUUUAGUAGAGAUGGGCUUUCACUGUGUUGGCCAGGUGGGUCUUGAACUCUUGACCUUGCUGCUCACCUCAGCCUCCCAAAGUGCUGGGAUUACAGGUGUGAGCCACCACGCCCGGCCUCAGCCAACAUCAUCUAAGGGCUCUCACGGCAGGCCUCCCAGCAGCCCGCACUGUGGGCAUUUGCACAUAUCCUGACAAGCCUGAAAGGAACUCCGAGUGCCCAUUGUUCAGAUGAGGGUACUGAGGCCCGGGAAAGGGAAGCAAUGUGGCAGGGCCAGCAGCAGACCCUGGGCCCUUUCUCUAGACUGAGCACCACUCCCCAUGGGUGUGCUCUCAACGCCGCACCAACCUUCGCACUGCAGAGAUGGACACCAACUCCCUGGCAGGGGCAGCACUGCUGCCAAGCAGCCCCACCUGCCCUCCCAGCCACACCCCGAGUCUGUAAGGGUUGUUCCCAGGAACACCUGCUACUGCACACUCCAAACCAAUAAAGUUUUAUAUUUUGUUUACUUCAGCGAA
Messenger RNA from Chlorocebus sabaeus (green monkey), 4427 nucleotides. It is a transcript of the gene SLC25A34, whose product is annotated as solute carrier family 25 member 34. NCBI's taxonomy places the organism in Eukaryota, Metazoa, Chordata, Mammalia, Primates, Cercopithecidae. The record is from RefSeq and is a predicted model, not a curated record.